This is a messenger RNA of Notothenia coriiceps (black rockcod), 3229 nucleotides long. RefSeq names its product cadherin-4-like. The transcript has 9 exons. Gene Ontology annotation, biological process: cell-cell junction assembly; cell migration; calcium-dependent cell-cell adhesion. Gene Ontology annotation, cellular component: catenin complex; adherens junction; plasma membrane. Gene Ontology annotation, molecular function: cadherin binding; calcium ion binding; beta-catenin binding. The record is from RefSeq and is a predicted model, not a curated record. NCBI's taxonomy places the organism in Eukaryota, Metazoa, Chordata, Actinopteri, Perciformes, Nototheniidae. Bases 1 to 1584 code for a protein of 527 amino acids.
AUGAUACAAUUUUCAGGGGAGGUGCCGGAGAACAAGGUGAAUGUGGUCGUGACCAACCUGACAGUGUUGGACAGGGAUCAGCCCCACAGCCCCAACUGGAACGCUGUGUACCGCAUCGUCAGCGGAGACCCCUCGGGACACUUCACCAUCCGCACCAACCCCAUCACCAACGAGGGCAUGCUGACGGUGGUCAAGCCCGUGGACUUUGAGAUGAAUCGCGCCUUCAUGCUGACCGUGGUGGUUUCCAACCAGGCCCACCUGGCCAGCGGCAUCCAGUCCUCGCUCCAGUCCACAGCGGGGGUCACCAUCUCGGUCCAGGAUGUGAACGAGCCUCCAGUCUUCCCUGUUAACCCCAAGCUGAUCCGCUUUGAGGAGGGGGUGCCGGCCGGGACCACUCUGACCGUGUUCGCUGCUCAGGACCCCGACCACUUCAUCCACCAGUUCGUCAGGUACUCCAAGCUGUCAGACCCAGCUAACUGGCUGAAGAUCAACAGGACCAACGGGCAGAUCACCACCAUGGCGCUGCUCGACCGGGAGUCCAUGUACGUCAAAAACAAUGUGUACGAGGCCACGUUUCUGGCGUUCGACAAUGGUAAGUCCGGCUCGCCCCAAGCCAGCGGGACAGGAACUCUCCAGAUCUACCUGAUCGAUGUGAACGACAACGCCCCGGUGCUGGUGCCCCGGGAGGCGCAGGUGUGCGAGCGAGCGCGCCCCAACUCCAGGGUCAACAUCACCGCCUCAGACGCCGACGCAGACCCCAACGUGGGGCCCUUCGUCUUCGAGCUGCCUUCUUUUCCCGCCAGCGUUCGACGCAACUGGACUAUCUCCAGGAUCAGCGCUGAUUACACCCAGCUGAAGCUAAGGAUUCCUUACCUGGAGGCAGCGGUGUAUGAGAUCCCGAUCAUCGUGCACGAUUCGGGGAACCCUCCUCUGUCCAACCGCUCUCUGAUCAGAGUCAAAGUUUGUCCCUGUGAUGAUAACGGGGACUGCAGCGCCACGGGCGCGGUGGCCGCCGCCGGCCUCGGCACCGGCGCCAUCAUCGCCAUCCUCAUCUGCAUCAUCAUCCUGCUCACCAUGGUUCUGCUGUUUGUGGUGUGGAUGAAGCGCAGAGAGAAGGAGCGGCAGGCGAAGCCGCUGCUGAUCGACCCCGAGGACGACGUCAGGGACAACAUCCUGAAGUACGACGAGGAGGGGGGGGGAGAGGAGGAUCAGGACUACGACCUGAGCCAGCUGCAGCAGCCCGAGUCUUUAGAGCACAUCAUCAACAAGCCGGCGGGGGUGCGCAGGGUGGACGAGAGACCCGUAAUCGCUGAGUCACAGUACCCCGUCAGACCCAGCCUGCCCCACCCUGGAGAUAUCGGAGAUUUCAUUAACGAUGGUCUGAGGGCAGCGGACAACGACCCCACAGCCCCUCCCUACGACUCCCUGCUGGUGUUCGACUACGAGGGCAGCGGCUCCACCGCCGGCUCCGUCAGCUCGCUGAACUCCACCAGCUCAGGGGACCAGGACUACGACUACCUCAACGACUGGGGCCCUCGCUUCAAGAAGCUGGCCGACCUCUACGGGGGAGGGGACGACGACUGAGAGCGGAGCGGGGGCCGGGGGGGCAGCGGCAGGGGAGGGAGAGGCGGGUCGGUUGAAUGGAUGCUCCUCGAAAAACCACUGGCAGGGGCCACGAACACCACGCAGUGUGAGGAACAGACCCUCACACGGGCUGCGUUGGUUUGCUCACAGCGACCGAGCUCACAAACAUGAACUCCGCUGCAACGCGACUGUAUUCUGGCUUUAUAUUUUGUAGUGGCGAGUUUGUAGUGUGACGUUUUUUUUUCUUUUCUUUUUGUCGUUCUCUCACCGCGCUGGACCCGGAUCUCUGGGGACGAAUCAAGGCGGUCGUGAGAGACACGAGUAGUGACUUUGUGCUUUGAUUUUUAAAAACGACACCAUCUCUUGCUUUAGUCUCACACUGAAGAGAAUGUUUGUGGGAAGACGCUCUCUGACUCUCUUUCACUCUGUCAACUUGAAUUUCCUUAGAACAGAAGCACUGUCAUUUUAUAAAGUGCCUUUUGUGCUGUGUUUUUGUAUCAGACUCCUGCUAUCUCAGGAUCGGUUGCCAUUCGUGCAGUACAGUGGAGGUGCGCUCUCACCCCACCCUCCCACCCCUCUGCGCUCCUCACACCUGCCUGUCCACCCCCCUCCCCCCCCUCCCUCCUUCAAAGUGGUGCAGAUGAACAACCCCCAGUCCCAGGAGGGAAGGACACAACCAGGGCAGACUACCGGAUAUCAUAACCCACUGAAUUAUGGCCUAAAAGAAGCCAAUAACAGUUUUUCUCCAAGGACCUGCUCAGUUUGACUUUCACAAGCAUCACCUGUCGACACGCUGACAUUGUGUGAAACCAUUUUUAUACAUGUGGGGAUUUUCUAAUUUAGUGGAGAAUGCCUGCCUUUCCUCUGUGGAUUCAUGAGUUAGGAGCCUUUAUGUUGAGAUGCUUGCCUGCCCUGUAUGGUUUUGUGUUGCUUUCUCCACAGUGUAAAGCUUAUGUAGGCAUGAUCUGAGUAGUCAGACAGUGUUAAGAGAGUGGAACUUGAAAAGACUUGGAAAAAAGGCAUCUGAGAACGAUUUGUUUGUCGCCUUGAACAUUCCCGUUUUUUAUAGGCUAUUAAAAAGGUGCAUGAUUUUUUUUCUUUUUUUAAAAAUGUUUUACUCAAAGCACUUGUUACUAUGUGGUGAGAAUGUGAAAAUAGUCAGCGGAAACGAUAUGAAUAUACUCUGUAUAAAGACACUGAGAAAAGAAAAAUACUGUAAGAUACCUAUUUUUGAAGUAUUGAUGACUUAAAAGUUGCUGCUCUUUCUCCGGCUCUUCAUCGGGCUUAGGGGAUUUUUGGCCUAUUCAUUUGUCGUGUGGAUAUUUGAGUUUAUUUGUCUUUUGUUAAACCAUAAUUAUUUUUUAAGAUGCCUGCUUAUUCAUGUUUGGUUCAGUUUUUGCUAUUAUUUUCUUCUUCUGGGAUUGUUUUCUAAAAAAUGCUUUGUACUCCUUUUAUAUGUGAAAACACAGCCUUUCCCUUCACUCUGUAUCGUCUCGGACAGAUUGUUGGCUUCUGGCCUCGGGACAGUGGACGGUUCAUUAGCCAUGCCUGCUGAUAGUUGUUCUAUUAUUCAGUGUCCUGGAAUUAUUUUAUUCAUUCAUCUAGAUACUGGAUGUGUGUUUCAGAAAAUAAACAAGACAUGUUU